Messenger RNA from Fraxinus pennsylvanica, 1476 nucleotides. NCBI's taxonomy places the organism in Eukaryota, Viridiplantae, Streptophyta, Magnoliopsida, Lamiales, Oleaceae. The record is from the annotation of a GenBank genome assembly.
AUGGCAUCAAAAGCAAGAAGAACAAGAGAAGUUAUAGAUAGGGAUUUGGAUGAGGCGCGCCAAAACCUCAUAAUCACUUACCAACUACUCUUCCUUCCCAUGGCGUUCCCUCUGUCGGCAUCCAUCGUCUCUACGAACAAAAUGUCUAUCAAAGUCUCCCCAACUCGAAAACCACAUUUUCUGGUUACCCACCUCCCAUUCCCAUUCAAUCGACCCACCUCCACUAGAUUUCAUUAUCCUAAAUUCAAUCGCAUUUUCGCAAUACGACACGACGACUCAAUGGAGUUGACAUCUGGAUGGAAUAUCUUGAAUUUAUCUACAUCUGCAGAGCAAGGAAAGAAGUGGUUUGAGAGUGCCAUAGCGACCAUCAUUCUCUUUCUUCAGCUCACAUAUCCACUUCCUUUAAUUGGUCAAGAUUCUUGGUUGAUUUCCUCUGCUGAGGCGGUGUUAUAUUCCCCGGAAACAAAAAUUCCUAGAACCGGGGAAUUAGCUCUGAGAAGAGCAAUUCCAGCUAACACAAACAUGAAAGCUAUACAGGAUUCUCUGGAGGACAUAUCAUACUUGCUAAGGAUUCCACAGAGAAAACCAUUUGGAACGAUGGAGGGCAAUGUCAAGAAAGCUCUAAAGAUUGCUAAGGACGAAAAAGAAGCCAUCUUGACUAGCAUACCUGACAAACUGAGAGAAAAUGGUUCUGUCUUGUAUGCAUCUCUUGUAGAUGGGAAGGAUGGACUGCAAAACCUUCUUGAAAGCAUUAAGGAUAAGGAUCCAGAUAAAGUUUCCAUUGGUCUUGCAUCUACACUAGAUACUGUUGCGCAGUUGGAAAUGCUACAGGCACCAGGAUUAUCUUUUUUGUUGCCUCAGCAAUACUCAGAUUAUCCCAGGCUUACAGGUAGAGGAAUUGUUGAAUUUUCUAUUGAGAAAGGAGAUGGCUCGACAUUUUCUCCAGAAGCUGCUGGCGAGCCCAGAAGCACAGCAACAAUCCAGGUUGUUCUAGAUGGCUAUUCAGCGCCACUGACGGCAGGAAACUUUGCAAAACUGGUGGUGGAUGGAGCAUACAAUGGGGUGAAGCUCAACUGUGCCAACCAAGCAAUUCUCUCUGACGGUGGGUUGGGAAAGGACAUUGGCUAUAGCAUUCCCUUGGAAAUAAAGCCUUCUGGGCAAUUCGAGCCGCUGUACAAAACAAUGUUAAGUGUGCAGGAUGGGGAGCUGCCUGUACUUCCAUUGUCUGUAUAUGGUGCAGUUGCCAUGGCUCAUAAUGAUGUCUCUGAGGAAUACUCUUCGCCAAAUCAGUUUUUCGUUUAUCUAUAUGACAAGAGAAAUGCUGGCUUAGGGGGGCUGUCCUUUGACGAAGGUCAAUUCUCAGUCUUCGGGUAUACGACUGUGGGACGAGAAAUUCUUUCUCAGAUUAAAACUGGGGAUGUGAUUAGAUCUGCAAAGCUAGUGGAAGGUCAAGAUCGCCUCGUACUGCCAAAAUAG